Molecule: messenger RNA, 1846 nt
Organism: Exophiala dermatitidis NIH/UT8656
Lineage: Eukaryota; Fungi; Ascomycota; Eurotiomycetes; Chaetothyriales; Herpotrichiellaceae
Product: myo-inositol 2-dehydrogenase
Exons: 3
Coding region: 275-1450 (391 amino acids)
Biological process (GO): NADPH regeneration
Cellular component (GO): cytoplasm
Molecular function (GO): nucleotide binding; oxidoreductase activity
Source: RefSeq, a predicted model, not a curated record
UCUACCUCGAGAUCUCGGGAUGGAGUACGAUGUUGCUGGUGCGCCUUCCAGAUUUGUCCCUUUUCCGAAGGUGUUCUGCUACGACACACUCGUCGCCGCGCCAGCGAUGUAUGUGCGCCCAAAAAAUGUACAGUGGUAUAUAUGGCACCCACUGCAGGACUUCUUGAUGGCGGUGUAGUCGUUGUCACUGUUUCGGAGAUCCACCGAUUCCCAUACACUAGCGGAGCGGCGGAGAACCAGCGUCAGAGAUAAAAAGAUUCUCAACAGCCACUACAUGGCUUCCUCUCUGCGCUCUCCAUCAUCUCUUUUCUCGUCCUCAUUGCAAUCAGCCGACGAAAUGCCUGGUAGAAAGCUCAAAGUCGCCAUUGCCGGUUUGGGCCGCAUGGGCGCGCGCCAUGCACUCCAUUUUUACAACUUGACUCCCCGCGCCGAAGUGAUCGCCGUAACCUCGCCAGAACUGAAAGAAUUGGAAUGGGCCAACCGGACCCUGGAGGGUGUUAGAACAUAUGCCGACUACGAUGAGAUGCUGAGAGAAGAGAAGGACCUCGAGGCAGUGGUCAUCUCCUCAGCCACCAUCGUUCAUGCCGAACAGGCCAUCAAGGCCAUCAACUUGGGGCUGCAUGUGCUCUGCGAGAAGCCGCUCAGCACAAGCCCGGAGGUGUCCCAAUCCGUUCUUUCGGCUUAUCAGAACUCGAUAAAACGAUUUCCCAACCAGAAGGUCAUCUGUGGCUUUUCGCGUCGCUUCGAUGCCUCUUAUCGGGAUGCAUACCAGAAAGUGCGCUCUGGAGUGGUGGGAAAGCCGGCGGUGAUCCGCUCUCAGACAUGUGAUAAACUCGAUCCUUCCGGCUUCUUUGUCGAGUAUGCCCAGUUCUCUGGGGGUAUCUUCGUCGAUUGCUCCAUCCACGACAUUGAUCUCGCUCUGUGGUUCUUUGGGGAGGACUCGGUGGUCAAAUCAGUCAGUGCUGUCGGAAUCACUGCCGUGUCUCCGGAACUGAGAAAGUACAACGACCGGGACAACGCCGUCGGGAUUAUUGAAUUUUAUGGUGGCAAGAUUUGCCAGCUGUACUGCAGCCGGAUGAUGGCCGCUGGACAAGAAGACUGCACCGAGAUCACCGGCACCAAAGGAAAAGUGUCAGUCAACACCCAACCCACUGGCACUCUUGUCAACAUUUAUGAGCCAUCCGGAAUCCGUCGUGAGAUCCCUCAGGACUAUUAUGGCCGAUUCCGCGAGGCCUUCAUUACUGAGGCCAACGAGUUCACCGCCUGCUGCCUCGACAACACCGAAGUACCCCUCCGACUGGAGGGGGCCGUGGCUGCGGUCAAGAUCGGAGGCGCCCUACAAGAAAGUCUCAUCACGGGCAAGAAGAUUGAGUUCGAUGAACGUGGCAAACGGAUAGGCGCUCCUGCUCCUCGAGGCGGAGGUCAGGCACCUCUGUCGGCCAGGCUGUGAUUGUGAUAGAGUGGUUGGCAGCCCAAUCUCGAUAGAAUAUGGACGCAUAUGAGCAUUGCAGUGACGGGCAUAGAACAAAAGAUAGAGACGGUUUACAGGUAGACUUUUCGGAUGGAACUUGAAUAGGGUCAAUUACAGUGCCAGUCUAAUCACAUCUUGCCUAUCACCUACUAUGUCUACCUGUGUCACACAAGAUCGAAGCCCUGCAGAAGAUUGAUUCAAAAUCCAUCGGCUACACCGGUGAAGCCAGUUGGUGUGCAACAGACCAAGGUUACUUCAGGGAUGCCAGGGGCCUGGCUAGGGACCUACUACUUAGCUAUUCUGGGGUGGCUGCAGGUGCACUUGGCUGGAGCUGAGCCUGCAGCACGAUUCCUCCAGCUGGUACUGCAACUACAA